This is a messenger RNA of Delphinapterus leucas (beluga whale), 3771 nucleotides long. RefSeq names its product carbohydrate sulfotransferase 12 (gene CHST12). NCBI's taxonomy places the organism in Eukaryota, Metazoa, Chordata, Mammalia, Artiodactyla, Monodontidae. The record is from RefSeq and is a predicted model, not a curated record. Gene Ontology annotation, biological process: proteoglycan biosynthetic process; carbohydrate biosynthetic process. Gene Ontology annotation, molecular function: sulfotransferase activity. Gene Ontology annotation, cellular component: membrane.
GACUGCAGCAUUUUACAUUCCCAUUAACAGUGUACAAGGGUUUCACCUUCUUCUCGUCCUCACCAGUACUUGUUGUUUUCUGGUUUGGGUUUUUUUUGCUUUUGUUUUCAGUAGCCAUCUUGGUGGGUGUGAGGCGGUGUCUCCUGUGGCCUUGAUUUGCAUUUUUCUAAUGAUUAGUGACAUUGAGCAUCUUUUCAUGUGCUGAUCGGCCUCAGUUUCUCAGCUGUAAGAGGAUUAUGCUGCACCCUCACCCCAGAUUGUGUGCAGAGGGCCUGCAGUAACAUACGUGUGUAAAAUGCGCAUCUUAGUGCCUGACACACAGUAAGAGGUCGAUAAAUGGCAGCUGCUAUUAAGAAGAUGUUAUCAAUAUAUAGUAAUUCUCCAAAAAAUAUUUGACCAUGUCUUUUCCUUGCAAUUAAAUUGAAUUCUUACUAAAUUAUUAGUAAAGAGAGUCAGAGUUUUUACAAAAUGUUGUAGGCACUGGCAUUUAUUAAUGUGCAUAUGCUACUUCUUGGCUGAAAAAUAAGUCAAGGUAUUUAGGUUAUCAGGCCAGGUAGUUCUGGUACUUAGCAUUAUAAGUAUGUGGCCGAUAGCACGAUCCUUGAUCUGUGGCUAUGCCUGUGUCCACAAGAUGUAACUGUGAUGCUGCAUCACCUCUACUCUAUUAGUCUUGAUCUUAAAAUUGAAAACUGAUCUCUUAAAUCACUUGACAUUUUAAGUUACUUUUUCCCUUUGCUGCUUUCUCAGCCUUUGGCAAACUUUUUUUUUUUAACAUGGUUUCACCUUCAUCUUUAUAAACCGUUCGCCCUUGCACAUCCUUGAGAAGGGAUGGUCUUGAAAACUUUAAUGACCUGGGUGCUUAUGAUCUAGUUUUAAAAAUAGGCUGUAAAAUUUUGUGAUCCUAACCGUUACCAUUAAAAGCGUAUUAAAAGCUGUCGCAGCGUUGCUUGUUCUUAUUCCACUCACACCCGCGACCCACUCGAAGGGAAUGAGCUAAAGUACCAGCAGCAGUUGUGAAAGAGACAGCAGGGUAUUUCACCUGUAAUCCUGUUUCCUGUUUCAUGAUGUGUGUAGUGUGGUUAUUACCUUUAUAAUGUGUAAUAAUUAUAUAAUAAAUACAUAACAUAUAAUAAAUAUCUAGCUGUGUGACUCUAGUACAUGGCCAACAGCCCUGAGUGGGUGAGAGGAGGUGUGAUCGCCACCCCUCAGGGUAGGGGUCACCAGAUUUUUCUGCUCUUCCUUUUUCUGUGGGAGCACAUGACGAGCUCUUAGGGCUCAGGAAACACUACAUGAAGGUGAUGACCAGAGAAUGUACUCUUCUCUGUCAGAUGGUCGUUUCAGCUCCUUUUGUGUAAAAGCCCACCCCACCCUUUGUCUGCUGACCUGUUUACCAUAAGUAUGUAUUAAUUUUUCCAUUUAAAAAAGUGAAGAGUAAACAACAACAAAAAACAGUAAACAACAGCUGCAGAGGUGGAUAGAGAUUGCACCCAAAUUUCUGCCUAAUGAACUUUUAGGUUCAUUUUAUGAAAAUGUAUUAGAUACCAGGUACAUAGUCGAAUGCAUACGAGGAAUAUAGACUCAGAAGUGUACACUGGGAGAGGUCCCAGAGGGUGCACAAUGCGGGACCCUCCCCUAGAACACCCCAGACGUGCUCCGUCCGUCUGUGCCCCGAUGCCUGCAGUGACAGAAGUCCUAGUACGGCUUCACAAACAGCCCGUUCUUAAGUGGUUUGGGCCCACUUAUAAUCAUUAGUGUUCUUUCCUUAGGCUCGACUCAGUUUCUGAGUGGUAUCUUCUGAAGCUGCUCUCUCUCCCAUGUGACAGCCCUCCAGAUAGCUGAAGCCCCGACACGAAUGUCACUUCCAGCCUGCACAGCCCCUCCUCGUACAGGUGCUGUGGACCAGGAGGCUGAGAGCCGGCAGCAGCCUGCACCGCUCACAGCACGCUGUCGGCCUCACACGGGGGCCCGUCUCAAGUGUUGGUUUGGAUGACGUGUGCACAGAAGAAGGGGUUUGGGCGGGAGAAGGGCUUCCUCGGAGGGCAGCGUCCGGUCUCUACAGGAAGCUGAAGUGAAAGGAUCCGGGGAAGAGGCCCCCGCAUCCAUGGACACAAUGACCAAAAGCCGGUUCUUCCGCCUGUGGCUGGUCUUGGGGUCCGUCUUCAUGAUCCUCUUGAUCAUCGUGUACUGGGACAACAUGGGCACCGCCCACUUGUACCUGCACACUUCCCUCUCCAGGCCUCACAUCCUGCAGCCCUUCCCCAGCCCCAAGCCAGGGGAUGGCAAGUAUUUCACCGCCAGCAUUGAGGAGAUUUUGGAGAAGCUCCUCAGUGCUCAUGCGAAGCAGAACAUCCUUCUGGGUAGAAAGGUGGAGCAGCCCUCCCUGCUGGCCUCCAGCAAGCCUGUGCUCAGCAACAUGGAAGAGAGUGUGAGGGGCUACGACUGGUCCAGCCACGACGCCCAGCAGAGCCCGGACCCGGACAGGCGGCAGGCCGAACGGAGGAGCGUGCUGAGGGGCUUCUGCGCCAACGCCAGCUUUGUGUUUCCCGCCAAGGAGCGCUCUUUCGAUGACAUUCCCAACUAUGAGCUGAACCACCUCAUCGUGGACGACCGCCACGGGGUCAUCUACUGCUAUGUGCCCAAGGUGGCCUGCACCAACUGGAAGCGCGUGAUGAUCGUCCUGAGCCAGAGCCUCUCGGACCAGGGCACACCUUACCGUGACCCCCUGGACAUCCCCCGGGAGUACGUCCACAACUCCAGCACCCACCUGACUUUCAACAAGUUUUGGCGCCGCUACGGGAAGUUCUCCCGCCACCUCAUGAAAGUUAAGCUGAAAAAGUACACUAAGUUCCUGUUCGUGCGGGACCCCUUCGUCCGCCUCAUCUCGGCCUUCCGCAGCAAGUUCGAGCUGGAGAACGAAGAGUUCUACCAGAAGUUCGCCGUCCCCAUGCUGAAGAGGUACUCCAACCACACCAGCCUGCCCAAGUCGGUCAGCGAGGCCUUCAGUGCAGGCCUCAGGGUGUCCUUCGCCAACUUCAUCCAGUACCUGCUGGACCCUCACACCGAGAAGCUGGCGCCCUUCAACGAGCACUGGAGGCAGGUGCACCGCCUCUGCCACCCCUGCCAGAUAGACUACGACUUUGUGGGGAAACUGGAGACCCUGGACCAGGAUGCCACCCAGCUGCUCCGGCUUCUCAAGGUGGACAAGCUGCUCCAGUUCCCCCCGAGUUACCGGAACAGAACUGCCAGCAGCUGGGAGGAAGGUUGGUUUGCCAAAAUUCCCCUGGCCUGGAGGCAGCAGCUUUACAAACUCUACGAAGCAGAUUUCGUCCUCUUUGGCUACCCCAAGCCUGAAAAUCUACUUAGAGACUGAAGGCGUUAGGGGAAAAUCCUGAACACCAAAAAAAAAAAAAAAAGUGCUUGUGUUGUUACUUUAAACCUGAAUGAAGGGCCUGUGGUACCGCGACCAUCUCCCGGAGGAUGGAGCAAUGCGUUGCCGCAUAUAUUUUUAUAUGGCUUUGUUUCUCUCCUGGUGUGACACAUCGCAGAAUUCCACAGUGCUCCUGUUGGCGAGUCAGCUGGAAACACCUGGAAUUGACCACACCCACACUCUUUGUAAAAUACCCUGCGAUUUUGCAGUCUAGACUUGCUGUUUACUCCCUCCCUGUAUUCAUUGAGUACUGUGUUAAUAUUGUUUUUUAAGAUUAAUAUAUUUCAGAUAUUUAAUAUGAAAAGUGGAGAAGGAAAUGGUGGAGUAAAAGGUUACAUCUGCUC